Messenger RNA from Phanerochaete carnosa HHB-10118-sp, 1335 nucleotides. RefSeq lists its product as uncharacterized. Bases 1 to 1335 code for a protein of 444 amino acids. The transcript has 7 exons. NCBI's taxonomy places the organism in Eukaryota, Fungi, Basidiomycota, Agaricomycetes, Polyporales, Phanerochaetaceae. Gene Ontology annotation, molecular function: protein dimerization activity. The record is from RefSeq and is a predicted model, not a curated record.
AUGCUUAGCACGUACAGCAAAGCGCCACAUUAUGACCCACAAGAUCCCAAAAAGCACUUGCCCACCACUACGGUGGGUGACAGUGAUACACGUGAUGAGGUUGGCCUCAUACGUGCGAUCUCUGUCAAGGAGCGCUCCUCUGCAAAGCGCAAGGAGACGUAUCGGCACAUUCAAAUCAAGGCAAAAGCUGAGACACCACGACAGCUGCUGCUCGACAUGAAGGUUCGAUGGUCUUCUAUGUAUGUCAUGAUACUGCGAGCAAUCGAAGACCAAGAUCAUGUCGACAACUUUGUAACAGCUAUAGCCUGUGAUGAGAAGGACAAAACAAAGCGGCGCAAGCUAGAGGCGCUGCGGCUGACAAGCGACGAGUGGGAGCGUGCGGAUCUGUUUGCACAGCUGCUCGCACAUGCUGAUGAACGCCAGCAUGCGUUUUCAUCUGAAACUCACCUGUGCCUGCAGUAUGCCAUUCCAGCUCUCGAAGGCUUGCACAAGGCAUGGUCCACACGUGCCGCAAAGGAUCGCUACUCUCACUUCUCCAAUGCACUGCAUGCGUGUGCAGACAAGAUUGCGGAGUACUACGACAAGACGGGUGACUCGAAGGCUUACAUCAUCUCAAUGUAUCUCGCACCUGACGCCAAAGGUUCUCAUUUCGAGAAGCAUUGGUAUGUUGGCCUUCAGAAGGAGGCCGAAGCAUUAAUGGAGCAAGGCAUGACUGCAACAGCCACAUCUUCCAAGCCCGGCGCCUCUCUCAAGCCGCAGACGAGCAAGCGCGUUCUCUCGGACAACGAGUCAGAUGACGACAAGACACAGCUAGGUUCGGACAGUACAAGUGCAAGCAAGCCAUGGUAUGCAGAGUAUCAUCAUUAUCUUCAGACGAGAGAAGAUAUCCCUCCGGGCAUCUCUCAUGUGCAGUGGUGGGGGCGGAACGCAUACCGGUAUCCUACGUGGGCUUCGCUUGCGUUGGACUACCUUCCUAUAAUGGCAACGUUGGUCUCAAGUGAACGUGCCUUCUCGCAGGGUGGCAUAACUAUCAGCAAACGCCGUAACCAUCUCAAGAGUGAUAUUGUCGAGGGCUUGCAAUGCCUCAAGUGUGCCAUCCAGCGUGACCUGCUGUUCAAAAAACAUGGCCCUUGUUCGGCGCAAGAAGAUGAGUCAUUUUUGGAUGCGGCAGAUGACAGUGUUGACACCACUACCAAUGAUGGUGAGCUGGUAGAGGGUGACGAGUCGAAGGAAGGUGGUGAGCACUCAUGGGAUGAGAUAUUGGAGGACGACGACGACAUCUAUGAGGAUUUAUCUACUGAGUCACCUGCCACCACCACCGCCAGUACUCAGUAA